UUCUUUUCAACUCUAGUUCUCCUUUAUAUGUGGGGUAACCUGUGGGUGGAGGCAGAGCUCGCCGAAGCCAAGCAGGUGCGACGGGAGAGGAUGCUGUCUGCAGGGUCCGGCAGCUUCAGUCUCAGUGAGGACGACUUUGAUGGACACCUCGGCAGGGGCAGGCCCACCAGUAGAAGGUCUGGAACAACAGCUGUGAACGGCGGCUCAAGCAGGCACCAUGGGGACUACACAGGAGUGGACGCUGAUCUUGACCUGUCGGUGUCCACAGACACAGAGAUGGAGGACGUGGUGGAUCAGUCUCCGCUGGCCAACAUGAGGAUCACCUCCCAGUCUCCCCUCAAUGACUCGUCCACCCUGCUGAAGCUGAACCAGCGUCUGCAGGAGGUGAGCCGGCAGCUGGAGAGGGAGAAGGCCGGCCGGGAGGAGGGGCAGGUCAAGGUCAGGUCACUCGAGUCCGAGAGGAACGACCUCAAAAGGAGACUGGACACAGCCAAUCGAGAGAAGUCCAACCUCGACACCAUCAAAAUCGACUUGGAGGGAGAGAUUAGAAAACUCAAAUAUCAGCUGGGAGAAGAGCAGGAGAGAAGGAAGACUGCAGACACCGUCCUCAACAAGACCAAGGAGCAGCUGGCCAAGAAGGAGACUCAAUAUUCUCAAGAAGUAGAAAACAAACAGAAGUCUGAGCUGACAAUCAGAGGUCUACAGAUAGAACUCAGGUCCACCCAGUCACAAGUCAAAGCAUUGGAGGAGGAGCGUGAUGAGGCUCGGCGGCUGUUGUCAGCAGAGAAGCAGGCUCGGCAGUCUCAGGAGGAACAUCACAAUGAGCAGAUGCAGCAGCUCAAGAACGAGGAAAUCAGCAAGUUGUCAGUAGACAGACAGAGUGAGGCCCUUAACAAGCUGGAGAGUGCAGACGACACCAGACGCUCAGUUUCUGAUCACAACGAGAAACUGAAGAGUGAACUCAUGCAUCUCAAGAUUGAGUUGGAGCGUCAGCGCACCAGGUACAGGGAUGAGUACGGUCUGCUGCACAGUGAGAAUGAGGAGCUCAACAACAAGAUAGAGGAGCUCAAGAAUGAGAUUAAUAGGGUGAAGGUUGCUCGCAGGACUGAAAAGAGAAUGAGCGAGGAGGCCCUGGCACACUCCCAUGCCAUGUUCAACAAUCAGCUGGCACAGGUCAAGUCCCAGAAUGCCGUGCUGACUGCCGACCUUGACAAGGAGAGGUCACAGAAGGACAGACUCACUGCAGAGCUUGACUCCCUGAAGCAGAGACUACAAAGUGCCAGCCAGGAGCUGGAGAAGGGCCACCUUGCGAGAAACGAGCUGGAACGAGCGUCGCAGCACGAGAGAGACGAGCUGAAGCGAGCCAUCGACCACAAGGAGGCGGAGCUGUCUGCCCUGAGGGAGAACAAACGGGGCCUGGGGCAGCAGCUGGGCACUGCAGAGUCACGCAUCAAGGGGCUGGAGCAUGAGAUCCAGAUGACUCAGGCCUCCCUGAACGAGAAGAACAACCAGCUGAACAACCUGCAGAGAGACCUGGACCAGAGAAGGGGAAACCUGGAGACCCUGGAACAGAGAGUUCUGCAGGAAAGAGACAACUCCACCAAGCUCAAGGCCAAGCUGGAAACAGCCAAUGAGAAGAUCGCCGGUCUGCAGAAUGAGUCCCUGCUCCUGAAGCAGCAGGCGGAAGAGUCCAAGUUCGGGGGCCGGCCCGGCAGCAGGGGGGCAGGGGGGGAGCAGGACAGGCUGCAGGGCAUGCUGGACAGGAUGAAGGACGAGAAUCAGAGGUUGAAGGACAGUCUGGAGGAGAAGAACAAGUCCCUGACAGACACGGUGAACAUGAUGAGGGAGGAGAUGAGGAGUCAGGACAUGAACCGGAGCUCAUCUAACAUGGAGUACCAGCGCAUGCAACAGGAGCUGUCUGAUGCGAUGAAGAGGGUCUCCCUUGCUGAGGCUGCACUGGAGGGAGUCAAAAAGGCCAAAGACGGUCUGGAGAUUGAGAAAAAUGCUCUCCAGGGAGAGAUUGAGAGACUGAAGAGCAAGGUGAUGGGCCUAGAGGAACAGAGACACGAUUCCCAGACUAAGAUUCGGGAGCUCCAGGACCAUGCAAAAGAGAUGGAGAGACACUCAGUCGACCCGCAGAGAAAGGCAGAGCUGGAGACGUCUGUACAGAAGCUUCAGAUGGAGAAGGCCCAGCUGGACGCCACCCUGAAACACGAGCAGACUCGGGCAGAGAUGAUGCAGAAAGACCUGGAGGACUCGCACAAGGUGAGGUCCAGUCUGGAGGCCCUGGUCGCCAACCUGAAGACGUCCAACGUUCACUUGGAGGACAAACUCAGUGAGGAGGCAGCCAAUCGCAGCCUGUUUGCUCGUGAUGCGGAGGACUCCAGGGCAUUGUGGGAGAGCGAGGUCAAGUCCAGGUCAAAGCUGGGACUCAGGAUUGCACAGCUUGAAAGAGAAAAGGCAGAGGCACAUACAGGAGUGGACGAGGAGAAGAGGAGGAUAAAGAGGAUGGCAGAGCUGAAGAAAAUGUCUGAGGAGAAGAUGCAUGAGGAGAUGCAGAGAAACACCAGACUACAGGAGGACCUGGCCACAGCCAGGAUGCAGCUCAGGGGGGCCAAGAAGAAACUCAAGGAGUUCAUGUCAGGUGACUGGGGCCAGGAGAGGAAGGCUCUGCAGGGAACCAUCGAAACACUCAGGAAACAGGUUGGAGAGGUGAGAGGUCAGCUGGAGCAGGAGGAACAGAUGAGAGCCAAGGCUGACAUGCUCAAUAGGCAGCUGCAGAAUGAUAUGACAUCAUAUAAGACAAUGGAGAAGGAGGUCCAGAGAUUCGAGAAGCUGAAGGAGCAAAUCGAGGAUGAAUUCAUCAAGUACAAGCAACAUGUGGACUCAAACUUCGUAGACAAGUCCUAUAUUGACAACUACAAGAAACAGCUUGAGGCACAGUCUCGUACAGAGCUGAACAGCAAGCUUCAGCAAGUAAACGAGUACCUGGAAGGCCAGGCGCAGGCCCGCAACAAACUGGACAAACUCAGGGACAGCAACGAUGAGAAGAUACGCAGCGAGUAUGAACAGUCCAUGAAUGGGCUCAAGGGCGAGCUGGCCAGACUGAGGUCCUCCCUCAACGACAGCCUUACCCAGAGGGAAACAGUCAUCGCAGAGAAAGACAGAUUCAUGGAGAAGUACAACGAGGCAAUAAAGAAGGCAGAACGUCUGAACUCUCAGCUGGAGAAGGAGAGGGAGAGGAACACUGAGUCUGUCACAAAACUCACAGUGGAGAGACAGAAGUUACAGGACGUGAGUUCUGGCCUGCUGAACACCAGCAUGGGCGGCACCCUGCACAUCUCCAGCCUCAUGAACAACUCAACUGACGGUGAGGACGCCCUGACCAGGAAGGUGAGACAAGAGCUGGACAGGAGCAUCGCCCAUCACAUGUCAAGACCGCCCACCAGCCUUGGCCCCAGUCGCUCUAGACGGGAGUCGCCAAUGAAAGACAACGACAGCGCCUACCUCAACAGCCUACGCAGGAACUACUUUGUGUAGCACAACAACACGGGGCCAUGUUUUCCUACUCAUAAUGCGUCCAAAAGUUGUGACUAUGUCCUCUCAUCCACUGUGCAAUUCUGAGGCCAUGUAGCAAAGUUUCUGUAUCAAAUUGUUAAGGUUGCAAAGAAACGCUACAGUUCAUGUGGCAACAUUGUAUCGGAAGCAAUGUUUGUAUCGUUCCAGAAAGCCAUAUCUGGUUCCUUCCAUGCAGUGUUUUACAAUCUUGUUCCAUAACUGGCAAGUUCAUGUUUUUCUCUCAUGUUGUGUAUUUAAAUGGCACUUAAAGUAUAUAUUUUGUGCUGAUAUGUAAUCAAGAACAUUUUUGAAAUAAACUGUUACAUUUAUUAUGUUA
This is a messenger RNA of Branchiostoma floridae (Florida lancelet), 3895 nucleotides long. Its product is annotated as ankyrin repeat domain-containing protein 26-like. The record is from RefSeq and is a predicted model, not a curated record. Lineage: Eukaryota; Metazoa; Chordata; Leptocardii; Amphioxiformes; Branchiostomatidae. The transcript is spliced from 37 exons. Bases 28 to 3540 code for a protein of 1170 amino acids.